Messenger RNA from Procambarus clarkii (red swamp crayfish), 544 nucleotides. RefSeq lists its product as uncharacterized. The record is from RefSeq and is a predicted model, not a curated record. NCBI's taxonomy places the organism in Eukaryota, Metazoa, Arthropoda, Malacostraca, Decapoda, Cambaridae.
AUGAGGGCUCACCACAAAGCCAUGGCCCACCACAGAGCCAGUGUCCACCACAGAGCCAGGGCCCACUACAGAGCCAUGAGGGCCCACCACAAAGCCAUGGCCCACCACAGAGCCAGUGCCCACCACAGAGCCAGGGCCCACUACAGAGCCAUGAGGGCCCACCACAAAGCCAUGGCCCACCACAGAGCCAGUGCCCACCACAGAGCCAGGGCCCACUACAGAGCCAUGAGGGCCCACCACAAAGCCAUGGCCCACCACAGAGCCAGUGCCCACCACAGAGCCAAGGCCCACUACAGAGCCAUGAGGGCCCACCACAAAGCCAUGGCCCACCACAGAGCCAGUGCCCACUACAGAGCCAGGGCCCACUACAGAGCCAUGAGGGCCCACCACAAAGCCAUGGCCCACCAAAGAGCCAGGGCAUACCAAAGAGCCAGGGCCCACUACAGAGCCAUGAAGGCCCACCACAAAGCCAUGGGCCACCAAAAAGCCAGGGCCCACUUCAGAGCCAGGGCCCACCACAGAGCCAUGAGGGGCCCACCACAGA